Molecule: messenger RNA, 1569 nt
Organism: Aspergillus glaucus CBS 516.65
Lineage: Eukaryota; Fungi; Ascomycota; Eurotiomycetes; Eurotiales; Aspergillaceae
Gene: sitA
Product: TOR signaling pathway phosphatase SitA
Exons: 4
Coding region: 127-1281 (384 amino acids)
Biological process (GO): G1/S transition of mitotic cell cycle; peptidyl-serine dephosphorylation
Cellular component (GO): cytoplasm
Molecular function (GO): protein serine/threonine phosphatase activity
Source: RefSeq, a predicted model, not a curated record
GUCCACUCCUAUAUUCACAUUUGUAUAGAUUCCUUUCUUUUUGAUACUUGUCUACUGCUGUGGUCGCAUUCGCUCCUUGGUCCUUUACUCGUGUCAAUCUCCCGAUCCGCUAUCUCAACCCGCAACAUGGCAGACAGUGUCCCCCAGCCGGGACCAGCCAAAUUGAAGCCAAAUGCCGGUCCAGAUGAAUGGCUGGAGGCAGCGAAGAACUGCAAGUAUCUCUCAGAGACGCACAUGAAGCAGCUGUGCGAGAUUGUCAAGGAGUUCAUGAUGGAGGAAUCCAACAUCCAACCCGUUUCCACGCCCGUCACCAUCUGCGGAGAUAUUCACGGCCAGUUCUACGAUGUCCUCGAGCUCUUCCGGGUCGCAGGGGGAAUGCCUGACGAGUACGAUGCCGACCCACCCAAGACCUCUCCUUCCGUGAUUACUUCAGACGAUAUCGAGCCACCUUCGUCGAUUUCAGACCCGAAACUGAGAAAGAAGUUGAGGAACGCAAAGUCAGCAAAUAAUGAGGAGGACACGGGUUCCAGGAGUCGGUCCGGGAGUGAGGGGUCGGGGGAGAUUCGGUUGAAGAAUAAUUUCGUGUUUCUGGGGGACUACGUUGAUCGGGGAUAUUUCAGUUUGGAGACGUUGACGCUGCUCUUGUGUUUGAAGGCGAAAUUCCCAGACCGAGUGACGCUGGUCCGCGGCAACCACGAGUCCCGCCAGAUUACACAGGUAUACGGUUUCUAUGAGGAGUGCUUCCAGAAAUAUGGAAAUGCUUCUGUAUGGAAGGCCUGCUGUCAGGUAUUCGAUUUCAUGACGCUGGGGGCCAUCAUUGACGGAAGAGUGCUGUGUGUUCAUGGGGGUCUGAGCCCGGAGAUCAGGACGUUGGACCAGGUGCGCGUGGUGGCACGAGCGCAGGAGAUUCCCCACGAGGGUGCUUUUUGCGACCUGGUCUGGUCGGAUCCGGAUGAAGUGCAGACCUGGGCCGUCAGUCCUAGAGGAGCUGGCUGGCUAUUCGGAGACAAAGUGGCAGACGAAUUCUGCCAUGUCAACGACCUAACCCUGAUCGCACGCGCACACCAACUGGUCAACGAAGGCUACAAAUACCACUUCCAGAACCAAAACGUGGUGACCGUGUGGAGUGCCCCAAACUACUGCUACCGCUGCGGCAAUCUCGCCUCCGUCUGCGAAAUAGGCGAAGACCUCAAACCAACCUUCAAGCUGUUCAGCGCAGUCAGCGACGACCAACGACAUGUUCCGACAUCACGGCCAGGGCGGAGCGAGUACUUUUUGUAAAAUACCAGCAUAUGUGUUUAUGUCUUUCACCUUUUCAUGUCUUUGGACCUGAUCAUGAGCGAGCCUUGUCUUACCGGCGCGGGCGUUGGGAAGGAAGUCGGGGGCUUCUGGUCGGAAUAUAUAACGAUCUAGAUCAUAAUGAUGUUUUACGAUGCUUUAGUAUGGUCAGUUGAAUACCCAAGUCCAGCACUUGUCCGGUCUGUGUAGUGGUGAUAGAUAUAUCACUGGUCCAACAUAUAGAACAGCUUCACUCAGCCAAUGUCGUCCAGUUUCUUCCGAGAUGUCUUC